UUUUAGGAACGCAGCAGAACGCAGGAGAGUCACUCGAAUAAAGGCGCUGAGAUCCCGGAUUGUCGGGCACCGAUUGACGUCAUUGAUAGGCGGCCAAGAUGGUUGUCAAUGUUGAUAAGUGGUUUGGUUACACGGGGAAUCAGUAAUAAAGCCGCGACUGAUACAGGCCUGACGCGAGCGGAAUUAUGUCUGUGAAAUAAGAGGCCCAACUCGCGGACAAGGAAACAGGGGGCCGUCAUCGAGGUACGGGAUGGCGGACGGUGAAGAUGCGGAACAAGAGAUCCGCCGAGCCUUGGAUGUCGUUCAAUCCAUGAUUGACAUCUCCGCUGAUCGACUCGAAGGCUUGAGGACCCAAUGUUCUACCAGCGCGGAACUCACGCAACAGGAAAUUCGCACGCUCGAGGGGAAGCUCAUCAAAUUAUAUUCGAAGCAACUAGUAACCAAAGCCAAAAUGGCUGUAGAAGCAUUGCCUGCAGAGAUGAGACAGUAUCCAUCUUUGCAGCAAUGGUUGCGUGUAGUGGGACUUACACAAGAAUCUAUACAGAUGGUAUGUUCUAAAGCUAACUCACUUGAAGCUCUCAAAGAGAAAUCUGAGCACGAGUUGGGUAGUAUGUUGGGGGAAAAUAAUGUUAGGCAUGAAGAAGAACUACGUAGACUCUGUAGGGCAUUGCACAAUCUUCGUCGGUAUAUGGAUGUUCUCUUAAAGGGAGAUAUGGAUAAUAGUGAUAUGAAUUUGUAUUGGGAUUCCUGGGAUAGACACCAUUUACGUACUGGAGCAUCUCCUAGGCCUGCCCGAUCGCGUGCAACAAGAUGUUCUGUUCCUUCAGAAGACAGCAUUCCAUAUCAUAACAACAACAAUAAUCUUAACAGUGAUAUAUUAGCACAAGCUUCUUCCGUUACGUCUUUAUCGUCGACUAGUCCUCCUUCUACCCCUCUUUUACACAGGUCAGGACGUGGAAUUAAAUUUCCAACAACUCCCCCUCCCUGUAAGAAACAUCAAAUAGGUUUACAGAAUACAAUAUCACAACCAGAAGUGUUUCCAUUGACUAAGUCAAAAUCUCAUGAAUCGCAAUUAGCAAACCGUCUUGAAAAUGGAGAUACCGCUUCAAGUUGUGGAAAUGAUCCUGUUGGCUCUGUGGGAAGAAGAAAUCGUCUGCCUACAGAGACAGGAUCUUGUAGCAGUAACGCAGACAUUACAGGGGAAAGUCUGUUGCUGAAUAGUAAUAGUCCUAUUAAGUCACCACCAUACUCUAGUGCAGAAAGCGAUGAUAACAGUUUUAAGGGAACAGUAACAAGUCUCCAAGUGCCAAAGUCACCGCGUACUCCGACUGUAACCCGGGGAAUGGGCCAUAUAAUUGCUCACCGCUUUACCAAAACGUUUAAAAUGAUGACGACGUGCGAUUAUUGCGAGAAGCAAAUGUUUAUGGAUACCGGUCUGAAAUGCAAAGAGUGUAAAUAUAAGUGCCACCGGGAAUGCGAAUCUAAAGUACCUCCUUCUUGUGGCCUACCUCAGGAACUCUUUGACGAGUUUAAAAGAAGUGUACAAGGCGACGGAAUGGUAAAUGUUUCUCCAAUAUUGAGUAAACCUGGUAUUACGUCUCCCAAUCACCAUAAUUCAAAUUUGUUGAGCUCUUUGAACCGAAGGGAUCGAAAACGAUCGCAUCCACAUUCUUCUGUGAACAUACCUUUUCAGGCCGCGGAUUCUAGUUCAAAUACCUCGAGCUGCAACAGCUCAACGCCUUCUAGUCCAGCUUUGCUACCUGCCAAUACUAGCCAAACUCCACAGGCACCUGCCAAGCAACAAUUUCAUUUUCCAGACGUCGUGCUCAAUGAUAAAGGUAUUACGUUAGAGACCCAUCGACUCGAAGGUACAACUGCGUCGAGUGAUAGCGAGAGAACAGUGAGCGUUUCCGGAUCUGGCAGCGUUAGCACAGACUCUGAACGAACACCCGUGAGGGUUGAUUCUCAAGAUUCUCAGGUCUCCGAUGGAGAACCAGGAGACAGUCGUUGGCCACGACAGAAUAGUUUGUCGAUGCGAGAAUGGGACAUUCCUUACGAUGAAUUGAAAAUUGGCGAACCUAUAGGUACUGGAAGAUUCGGUACAGUGUACAGAGGCUACUGGCAUGGUAAUGUUGCGAUUAAAGUCCUGAACAUGGACUAUUAUUUAGAUGAUGAUAAGACUCUGGAAGCAUUCAAGUUAGAGGUGGCUACAUUCCGAAAAACUAGACAUGAAAAUCUAGUUUUAUUUAUGGGAGCUUGCAUGAAGCCUCCUCGCUUGGCGAUAGUGACUAGUAUGAGCAAAGGCAUGACUCUUUACACUCACAUUCAUCUACGUAAAGAUAAAUUUAAUAUGAAUAAAACUACUAUCAUCGCUCAACAGAUUUCUCAGGGAAUGGGAUAUCUUCAUGCUCGUGGUAUAAUUCAUAAAGAUCUCAAGAGCAAAAACAUAUUUUUAGAGAACGGGAAAGUUGUAAUAACCGAUUUUGGAUUGUUUAGCGUUACAAAACUUUGUUACGGAAACAGGCAAGGAAAUGCAUUGAGUAUACCGCCUGGAUGGUUGUGUUAUUUGGCUCCUGAAAUUGUUCGACGACUGAGACCGCAACAGAAUCGGGAUCAGGAAGAAUUACCAUUUACAGAAGCUUCUGACGUUUAUGCAUUUGGGACCGUGUGGUAUGAACUUUUAUGCGGAGAAUGGCCCUUUAAAGGACAACCUCCUGAAGCAAUCAUUUGGCAAGUUGGCAAAGGGAUGAAGCAAACUUUAGCUAAUUUACAAGCAUCCCGUGAUGUAAAGGUGCAGUUACAUUGAACAUUACAGCGAAGAGCAGCAUUCUAGGCAUCGCCUCU
Molecule: messenger RNA, 2844 nt
Organism: Dufourea novaeangliae
Lineage: Eukaryota; Metazoa; Arthropoda; Insecta; Hymenoptera; Halictidae
Gene: ksr
Product: kinase suppressor of Ras 2
Exons: 15
Coding region: 251-2806 (851 amino acids)
Biological process (GO): protein phosphorylation
Molecular function (GO): ATP binding; protein kinase activity
Source: RefSeq, a predicted model, not a curated record